Messenger RNA from Wallemia mellicola CBS 633.66, 903 nucleotides. RefSeq names its product Ketosamine-3-kinase. The coding region runs from base 1 to 903 and encodes 300 amino acids. Lineage: Eukaryota; Fungi; Basidiomycota; Wallemiomycetes; Wallemiales; Wallemiaceae. The transcript has 3 exons. The record is from RefSeq and is a predicted model, not a curated record.
AUGCAACAUUUACCUCAAAAAGCUAUACAGGCAUUAAAAGAUCGUGGUCACACCGGUUCUUUUAAACUUUCAGGUUCAAAAUUAUACUUUGAUAAUGGUAAAAUUUUCCUCUUUAAAUCAGCUUCUAGAUCAUCAGCAGAGCAAUUGAUCGGUGAAGCUAAGUCUUUGGCUGAUAUGUCAACUGCCUUACCAGGAAUUUGUCCUGAAUUGAUUGAUACAUCUGAUCAAGAUGACGCAACCUUCUACAUGAUUACAGAAUGGCACGACUUAGGUAGUCUUUCUACUGAACAAAUUAAGCGCUUUGGUAAAGACUUGGCACGAAUGCAUCUUGAAAGCAAUGAAACAAAUGGUCGAUUCGGUUAUGAUAUACCAACAUAUUGUGGCCAUACUCGUUUUAAGAAUCAAUGGAAUAAAAGUUGGAUCGAUUUCUUGAAUAAUGACAGAUUCGGUUAUCUACUAGAAGAAAUUUGUGGCAGCAAUGGUAGAGGUGAUAAAGAGCUCUGGCAAUUAGGUCAAACUCUUAGAGAUAAAACUGUACCUGCAUUAUUAUCAAAAGUUGAUGUAAAACCUUCUUUACUUCAAGGUGAUCUAUGGGCUGGUAACGCUUCAUACUCUCAUACUACAAAAAGACCUAUCACUUAUGACGCUUGCUGCUUCUAUGGACAUAAUGAGGCAGAAUUAGGAAUAGCUGUUAUGUUUGGUGGAUUCGGUUCUCCAUUUUUUGAAGCUUAUCAUUCAGUUUAUCCGAAAGCUGAGCCUGUUGAAGAGUACGGUCAAAGACUUAAGCUGUAUGAACUAAUACAUCAUUUGAACCAUUAUGCUAUUUUUGGAGGAAUGUAUAGGAAUGGCGCAGUUAGUAUCAUGAAAAGCUUAAACAAAUAUGUUGAAUCAAAAGAAAAUUGA